This is a messenger RNA of Rhinocladiella mackenziei CBS 650.93, 609 nucleotides long. RefSeq lists its product as uncharacterized. Gene Ontology annotation, cellular component: endoplasmic reticulum-Golgi intermediate compartment; extracellular exosome. NCBI's taxonomy places the organism in Eukaryota, Fungi, Ascomycota, Eurotiomycetes, Chaetothyriales, Herpotrichiellaceae. The coding region runs from base 1 to 609 and encodes 202 amino acids. The record is from RefSeq and is a predicted model, not a curated record. Gene Ontology annotation, molecular function: calcium ion binding. The transcript has 2 exons.
AUGAAACCCAGAGACGUACUCGUGGCGUCCGCCACUCUCCUCUCCAUCGGCAGUGCACAUGGCUCUCCUCCACAAGAAGAAAUAGCCAAUCCCGCCGACGAUUGGGCAUUGUACCACAUGCAAGAAGAGCACCACAUCUCCAACUUCGACCCAACCUCAUUCUUCUCCCUCCACGACUUCAACAACGACGGCAUCUGGACCCCCGACGAAGUUCGCAGAACCUACGGCCUGGACGAUGAAUCUCUACAGUCAACCCCCCCGGAAGUCAAAGAUAAAGCCGUUCGCGACGUCUUUAGCAUCUUCGAUCCAGCCUCCUCCGGUGCCAUCACUAAGGAUCAAUGGCUGGACGGAAUCCGGGUCGGCCAUACACUGCCCGAUUUCGGGCUUGGACCAGGCCAUCACGGCGACGACGAAUAUGAAUACGAAAUCCACCAUUUUGAAAAAUACCAUGACGAGAACACGAAAGAGGAGGACCUUAUUCAUCCUGAGGAUAUAGAGCAUUUUCGAAAACAUGACCUGAUGGAGGACGAGGCCGAGCGCGUACUCAGGGAACAGCAACUGAGUAUUGUGGAGAAAAACAUUCCCGUGAAGUUUCGGAGACAGUCAUGA